Trametes versicolor FP-101664 SS1 is the source of this 1080-nucleotide messenger RNA. RefSeq lists its product as uncharacterized. The coding region runs from base 1 to 1080 and encodes 359 amino acids. Lineage: Eukaryota; Fungi; Basidiomycota; Agaricomycetes; Polyporales; Polyporaceae. The transcript is spliced from 2 exons. The record is from RefSeq and is a predicted model, not a curated record.
AUGAACUCGGAAAGUGGCGAACGACAUCCUCAGCUCUACUUUCCGGAUGGCGAUGUUGUUCUUCGCGCACCCCUCCUUCGCUCCCUGGAUGACAAAGUGGAGAAGCACCAACUUUAUCGCGUACAUAAGGCACACCUCGCCCAUUACUCUGUGAUGUCCGCCAAUAUGUUCGCCGAUGGAGAUGCGGGGCUAGGUCCAACGUACGACGGUCAGCCUCUCGUCGAGCUGUCUGACGAGGCAGAAAGUCUAUCUUGCCUCCUCACAUACUUCUACAACCCUUUUGAACCUUUGUGCACACGCUGGGACCCCAACGCCCCUAUCCUGCUAUCCCCUGUCAUCCGCCUCGCAGACAAAUACGUUGUUGAGGGUCUCCGUGCAUCCCUCAUCAAGCGCGUCGUCUCCGACUGGCCAUGCACGCUCGCUGCCUGGGACGCCAGCGAAGGCGAGGCCAACGCGAUCCUCAAGCAUCGUGUGCUGUCUGGUACCAACACGGGCCGCUUCGUCGACCAGAUCCCGGAACCCGCCGCCGCCAUUGCGUUCGCGCGCGAGUUCGGCUGCACAGAGAUACUCCCCGCCGCGUUCUACCAGCUGUGCCGCAUCAACAUCAAGGAGGACUUCGAGCAAACGGACCAUUCCUAUCUCAAGUACAAGCGGCUCGCGCGGUGGAGCCUCCUGGACCUCGAGAACAUCACGCGCUACCUCCAUGGGCGCGAAGAGCUCCGGACCUACUGCAAAUAUAUCAGGCGUGCGUUCGACGAGGGAGAGCCGCUGUUUUACGGGUGUAUCCCGUAUUGGGCGUUCCCUGAUUGCCCGUGGGUGGUACCGGAGGAGGAGAAGGAUCGCAGUGAGCGGCCGUGCUACGCCUUUGCAGAACGUAUCCUGCAGCUUGCGUGGCCCGAGGACGAAGAGUGCGACCCCCUCGACGGACUGCUUAGGCUCCUCGACUACGAAAGCCUACCCGAAGUCAAGAAGGGUUAUCCCAAAGGUUUUUGCGAGAAAUGCGGCUGGGAGUUCGGCGAGUGGCUUAGACGCAAUCGGCAGGGUCUCUGGAAUAGACUACCACAACUCUUUCACCUAUAA